Brassica oleracea var. oleracea is the source of this 1178-nucleotide messenger RNA. RefSeq lists its product as uncharacterized. NCBI's taxonomy places the organism in Eukaryota, Viridiplantae, Streptophyta, Magnoliopsida, Brassicales, Brassicaceae. The transcript is spliced from 3 exons. The coding region runs from base 254 to 1057 and encodes 267 amino acids. The record is from RefSeq and is a predicted model, not a curated record.
UCUCCAUUAUUUUCUCAACCAAUUGUUUAUUCUUCUCUCUCUCUCUCUCUCUCUCUCUCUCCGUUUUUGGAUUUGACAAUACCAAUCGAGAAAAAGAAAUUAGCGUUUGAUUAGAUUUCGAUUGAUUUCGCGCCACAGAGAGAGACGUUCCGUAGGCUUGUCUGGAUCUAAGGUUGUUGUAUUAGUCCUGCCCGUAUCCUUGUCCGUGUCCGUUUUUUACUGUUGAAACCGAUUAGAUAGAAAAAGACAAACGAUGUCGAGAUAUUUCACAUCACCACCGCCUGUGUAUGCGAGGAACUGGGCCAACGGUCAGAACUUGGUCGAAUCGACUAAGAUUGAGAGACAAAUAGUCACUUCAAAAAAGGUGCACCCUAAAGAGAAGAAGGAGAGAAAGAAAGAUAAGAAACAGAAGAAUGAGAAAACCAUUGAACAUGUGUAUCUACCAACCAAGCAAGUGUCUGAUGAAUCUGAACAACUUGAGAAGAGUUGUUUGACAGAAGAACAUGAGAAAUAUCUGUCUGAUGGUAGCCAAAGUAGUAAGAAGAGAAGAAGGGAAGCUUCUCCUUCUGUUGAGAGUAAUAUCAAAGCUACGCCUGUAACUGGUAAUCCUCUACGGAUACGUUUUGUCUUCAAGAAGCCUAAGGAAGCUGAGUUUGUUGUCCCUCAAGAGGAUCUCGUUUGUUCCACCUCAGGGACUGAAAUAUCAAGUUCUGUCUCAGGUCAUGAUGAGAAUCUGCUUCCAGCUUCUCUCGAGAGUGUCGAGACUGCAAUUCUUUCUGAAUCAAAGAAGAAAAAGAAACAUAAGACUAGCAAAGAAUCACGGUACAGUUCACUGUUUGAUGAACCGGUUCUUCCUUGUCUCUCCAUUGAGGAAGAUGAUGGCAACAGCGAUGACUGGCUUCUUAGUGGAAGGCGGCAAGAGAAUAGUUCUACCAAGUCUACUAUGGAUGAAGACAUGGUCAUGAACUUGCAGAAGUCGGGAGAGUCCUGUUUUCCUAGUUCUCAGUUUUUGUCUGAAGUAGGAACUUUUUCAUUGCCAUACACAGUCCUGUUCUAGGUCCCAGAUAAUUGUUUUGUUCUUUCUCAGCUUAGGCUAGGCGCUAAGCUAGGCCUUAACUUGUACAGUUCCACGAAUUGUAACAACCACAAAGAUAAGUAAUACUUGAAUGAUCCCCCUA